CCGUAUUCUUCCUCUUCCCCAGUGAUCUGGACUUAGGCCAGGACACCGGGAAGAAGGAUUGGCCACUCUGUUCCCUGGAGAUCCCGAGCCUUAGGAUUCAGCGCUGUCCUUCACGAGCCUCAGUUCGGCGCGUUUCAGGCCCCGCCCUCUGAGCGUUUAGGCUCCGCCCCUCUUUCGGGUGAUAACGGAGGACUUUCAGGCAGGCGGCCCUGGAGAUCACUGCUCGCUACUGUGGCCGGGAGCUGGAGCAGUAUGGCCAGUGUGUGGCAGCCAAGCCUGAGUCAUGGCAACGAGACUGUCACCACCUUAAGAUGAGCAUUGCUCAGUGCACGUCCGCCCACCCAGUCAUCCGGCAGAUCCGCCAAGCCUGUGCGGAGCCUUUUGAGGCCUUUGAGGAAUGUCUUAGAAAGAACGAGGCAGCCGUGGGCAACUGUGCAGAACAUGUGCGCCGCUUCCUGCAGUGUGCUGAGCAGGUGCAGCCGACACACACCUCCUCUACCGCAGAGGCACAGCCACUUCCUGCCUCCUGAGGACCCUUCAGACCGCAGGAGAACUGGACAUGAGCGACUGCGCUUGAUGCCUCCACCCCUGAAGCAUGGCCAGGUGGAGUCCUGAGGGCUGUGGACAUGGGCCUGGCUUCCCUGGACAUCAAGGCUCACAAUAAAUAAAGACUCUACA
Messenger RNA from Orcinus orca (killer whale), 678 nucleotides. RefSeq names its product coiled-coil-helix-coiled-coil-helix domain containing 5 (gene CHCHD5). The coding region runs from base 312 to 530 and encodes 72 amino acids. The transcript is spliced from 4 exons. NCBI's taxonomy places the organism in Eukaryota, Metazoa, Chordata, Mammalia, Artiodactyla, Delphinidae. The record is from RefSeq and is a predicted model, not a curated record.